AUGUGUGGUAUUCUAUGUCUUGUAUUGGAAGGAGGUGUAUCUGGUUUAACACCCUGUGUAGUCACGGGCCUGACAGAAGUGUACAACCAAUGGAUUGCCGGCGAUGAGUCGGUCGUAUUGACGGAAGCGAUGAGAACCAAGUUGGAUAACUUGGAACGCAUUCGGACGGCCACACAGAGAUUGAAAACCGUACGGAACGACGUCAAGGGGAAGCAUAGAGUAGAGAGAGAGAUGUUGGAGAAAGAAAUAGCAAAGCUAACUCUUGAAGGUUCAGAGUCAUUAUCAUCAUCAUCACCAUCAUCAACACCCCAACCUGCUGCACAGGCACCACUAGCUGGUCCAAUAAAACAAUUCAAAAGUCUAGAGUCGAGCAUAGCAGCUAGAGGUCCAGAUUAUGUAAGUCGUCAAGUGCAUGGGAAAUAUGCAUUAUUCUCGUCCAUUCUUUCGCUUAGACAACCGUUCACUUCACAACCAAUGCUGACUACUAAUGGGUUCAUUCUACAGUUCAAUGGAGAGUUGUACAAUGAAGAAUGCUUGGAGUCAUGCGAUACCAGCUUUAUAGCGUCCAUGUUAGCUGUGAUCCCUUCUGAAGCCCGACAGCAAGGUGUAAUUGAUCUUUUAAACCGUUUAAAGGGAGAAUUUGCUAUAAACAUAAUAGACAUUACAGAAGAUAUUGUAUACUUUGGAAGAGACCAGAUCGGGAAACGGUCUCUUCUUUAUAGGCAAGAGCAAGAUAGUCUUUUGAUUGGCUCAGUGGCCCACGAUAGUAGUUGGACAGAGUGUCAGAAUCGGAUUUAUAUUUAUGCUAAUGGUGUUAUUGACAGUCAGCCAUAUGAUAACUACAACAGUCCACUAGAUAUGGAUGUCUCGUUAGACAUUAUAGAAGAGACUCUUAAAAAAGCUGUUUCAAUUAGAACGUCCACUAUCCACCCACAGGUGGCCACGCCUUCUACGCUUGCAGUGCUCUUUUCUGGAGGGUUGGAUUGUACGGUGCUUGCAUAUUUAUUAGGAAACGAGUUACGGUGCACCAAUCACCAAAUAGAUUUGCUCACUGUUGGUUUUGAUAAUCCCAGAAUAAACCAAACAGCAUCUUCUUCACCAGAUAGGUUAUUAGCUCGGAAGUCUUGGGCCAAUUUAAGCAAAAUCUUUGCAGAAGACUCUGUUGUCUUUAAUCUAGUUGAGAUUAACGUUACUUAUGCCGAAUGGCUAACGCACAAAGAACGAGUCACCCGUUUAAUGGCGCCUAAUAAUACUGAAAUGGAUCUAAGUAUUGCCAUAGCCUUCUACUUUGCAAGUAAUAGUCGGUACCCCAGUGUCAAGACAACUUUAGUUGGAACUGAAGAACACUGCGUAGAGAAUUACAAGAGCACUGCUAAGGUGCUCUUCAGUGGCUUGGGAGCUGAUGAACUAUUUGCUGGUUAUUCUCGUCAUGAAGCACUCUUUCUGGAUAUAGCGGAAGAUUCCGAAGAUAAUAACGUUACUGAAAUGUACAAGGCAUUACAUGCUUCAUUGGUACAUGAUGUUGAUGUUAUUCACAAACGUAAUUUGGGCCGUGAUGACAGAGUCAUAGCAUGUUGGGGGAAAGAAGUUAGAUAUCCGUAUCUUGAUCCGGACUUUAUAUCUGUAGCCAUGGCUGUUAAUCCCCGGCAAAAGAUCACCUAUUCUUUCAAAACAGUGGUAACCAAAAAGUGUCUUGAAGGUAAACGAGUUUUGGUGUUGGAAAGAAAGCAUAUACUUAGACAAUUGGCCGGAAGAUUGGGGUUGGAAUGGGUAAAAGGGGAGUUGAAACGGGCCAUUCAAUUUGGUGCUAAGAGUGCAAAGUUAGAAGUGGGCCAAUCAAAGACAAAAGGAACUGAUACUUUAUAG
Lizanozyma spartinae is the source of this 1866-nucleotide messenger RNA. Its product is annotated as putative asparagine synthase. NCBI's taxonomy places the organism in Eukaryota, Fungi, Ascomycota, Pichiomycetes, Serinales, Debaryomycetaceae. Bases 1 to 1866 code for a protein of 621 amino acids. The transcript has a single exon. Gene Ontology annotation, molecular function: asparagine synthase (glutamine-hydrolyzing) activity. The record is from RefSeq and is a predicted model, not a curated record.